Molecule: messenger RNA, 1293 nt
Organism: Pseudovirgaria hyperparasitica
Lineage: Eukaryota; Fungi; Ascomycota; Dothideomycetes; Acrospermales; Acrospermaceae
Exons: 3
Coding region: 282-926 (214 amino acids)
Molecular function (GO): protein binding
Source: RefSeq, a predicted model, not a curated record
CGGUGAGACUAGCUCUGAUACUCAGGUCGAAUCACAUCGUGUACGACCACCCUACGAUCGCUGCCCUCGCUUCACAUCGCUGCAAUCAUCUGUCGUUGCGCCAAAGGGAAUUUUUUUCGGGCCGCCCACAUUGCCAGGCAUCAGGCUAUCGAUACAGGUUGGGUCUGACGACAUAUUGCCCUGAUCGACGUAUGCUCCGAAACAUUCUUGUACGGCCCCGAUAUCCUAUCUCCAUCACUCGAUCAUUACGGAGUUCCCUUUGACUGGUCGGCUCUGAGAUUAUGCAGCAAGGCAGUCCUAUGGAUCAUGGCUUUGCACAGAUCAGCACGACAUUCACGACUGGGCAGUAUUCAGAUCUGACUAUCCGUUGUAAGAACAAAAUCUUCAACGUACACAAGGUUAUCGUAUGCAGUCAAUGUCAAGACUUUGCGGACCUCUGCUUGGCCAAUGUCGAGUAUGUCUCUGACGAGAUCGACCUCCCGAAUGACGAUCCGCUCGCUAUUCAGGCCUUGCUGGAGUUCUUCUACUCUAUGACCUAUACGUUUGAUAUGUCAUCACCUGCCGCAUCCUUCCUUCAUAUUUCCGUCUUCGCAGUUGCAACCAAAUACUCCAUUGGGGAAUUAUGUCUGCUCGCAACUACAAAUUUCCAGUCUCUCGCCAGUAAGAUAUGGAAUUCGCCGUCCUUUGUCGAAUCUGUACGCUUCGUGUACACUUCUACACCCGCACAUCAUCGCGCACUGCGCGACAUCGUCUUGGACAUUGUUACGCGCAAUAUCGACACGAUUCUAGCAAAAGAUGGCCAAUUCAGCCAAGUGAUGCGUGACACGGGUGAUUUUGACGUCGAGCUUGUAAACAGCUUGGCUAGAACCAACAACGAGUUGAGAAGUCGCCUCCAAAGCAAAGUCAGAUGCCUGGCUGCGCUGUAGCAUUCAGCUAUAUACCAGAAUUUGAUACAAGACCAAACAUUUUCUGUAUCGCUUGUGGGAAAUACUUCCUUGUCCAUGACAACUUAGUACCUGGGUGAACUUCUCGAGGGCGGACAAGCGAAGAUUUCAGACUCAGGGGUGAUCAGGUCCCCAUCUAUGCCCAGCAAUAACAAUGGAACAACAUACAGAAGACUAUUACAGAAUCUUUUAGUAUAUCUCAAUUUCUUAACAGGGUGCAAAGGCGAUGUUCUUGAGGUGAUCUAUGAUUUGUUGUUUUUCAGUAUCAUGCACAGCCCCUUUUUUCGGUUCAGUUGCUUGAUACAGGUCCCCAGAUAACUUAGCCUAGAUCAGCAGCGACUAGAACGGU